CAAGGAUUUGUAUGGUGCUGUUCCAAAUCCCACUCAGUCAAAGGUCAGACGAGAUGUUGAUUUGAUUGGAGGAUGUUGUUCUUCAGACUUAUGCAAUAAAUACAAUGAACCUGAUAAAAUACCCGCCCCUACUAUAAAUCCUGUCCAACCUUCUGGUAAAACAGAUGGAGUUAGUGCUGCCUGUUCAGAGAUGGACACUGAAGUUUGUCGAUACCUUUCGGAAAACAAUGGAUGUGACCAGACUUGUGUGGCUUCUUUGUGUCCACAGACUUGUGGCAAAUGUUCUCUUACAUGCUAUGAAUGUGCAAGUAUUGACAUGCCAGAACAUUGCAGAGACAGAGUAAUGUGCGAUGGACAUAAGGAAAGUUGUAUAGCUGUUGAGAGUCACAUAUUCAAUUUUAAAGAAGGAUAUAAAUUAGGAUGUGUUGCCAAACAGAAUUGCAAGGAUUUGUUAGCAAUGCACAUAGAAGGAGUGUGCUGUGACAGUAAUUUUUGCAAUGGGAAUUAUGUUCCAUCGACGACUCUCAUUCAGCCAACUUCAACAGUAGUCCCAACAACGGCAUCAGCACAGAGUCAACUUGGUCUUCCUACAGGUUGUAAACCUAGUUUUGAACAUGAAUGCCCACUGAGAUUUAUCCGAAAAGGACAAAGCUGCUACUUCUUUGGUCAACACGCAAGAACAAUGCAUGACGCAAGGAAUGUGUGUAAAUAUUUUUGUACGAGACUCGUUAUUAUUAGCAGCAAAAGGGAAAAUUUGGCAAUAUCCCAACUCUUAAGUCAACAGCGACAUCAGGCUAAUCGUUACUGGCUAGAUGCUUAUAGGAACUCGUCAAGUUUCAGCGGCCCAUGGCACUGGAGGAGCACAGGUGAUAUAUUACGGAGACAAACGUACUCUCAUUGGAGACCUGGAUCACAUGAUCAAACCAAACCUGAUGGCGAACAUUGCGCUAGCAUUGGAAAGGCUGAAUCCGGGGACUCGGAUAACGGAUAUUACUGGGACCGCAGAAGCUGUACAAUUCAUGCGCCUGCAAUCUGUGAAUAUCCUCUAGGGCAUGAACCUUGAAAAAUAAAUAAAGGAUUAAAAACGAUUGUAGACUUU
Messenger RNA from Mytilus californianus (California mussel), 1099 nucleotides. RefSeq lists its product as uncharacterized. The coding region runs from base 191 to 1063 and encodes 290 amino acids. The transcript is spliced from 8 exons. The record is from RefSeq and is a predicted model, not a curated record. Lineage: Eukaryota; Metazoa; Mollusca; Bivalvia; Mytilida; Mytilidae.